CGGAAGGCGUGCCACUAAACUCCCGAGUGCUUGAUCUUCUUAAAUACACGAUCUUCGCUGCAACUCUUCUGACAGCUAGCAAGCAACUCCGCAACGCUCUAAACAAGCUGCCUACAGAGCUGGGCGGGCAGGAGAGGGAAGGGGAGAGCUUUAACCCUGGUCUCCCCAGCCGACCCUGAGUAAACCAGCCAGCCAUGGAUGACAGCUCCUCACUGGGAAAAGUCAGCAGCUCUACCGAGUCCGUGGCCACUGUCACCAGCGAGGAGUUUGUUCUGGUACAACCCAGUGCUGCCGGGUCCCCGCAGGGCUCCGAGGGCAAACCAAGACUCAAGAUGUCUUGGAAUGGAAGUGAGCAGCUAGAAAAAGCUAUGGAGGAGGUGUUGGAUGAUGAUGAUGAGGUGAAGGUGGAGAAGAGCAAUGUGGAAAAGAUGGAGAAGCACAGAGAUCCAAAGACCCAUGUCCUGGAAGCCCGACCUCCAGAAGCAUGUCCAGCACCACCCAGCCCCACUGUCCUGGAGGAGGACAGUGUCCAGUUUAACAAGCUGUCCUACCUGGGCUGUACCUGGGUCAAAGCCCCUCGCAACGAGGCAGAGGCACAAAGGGCCAUGGCCACCCUGCGAGCUGAGAGUGCCAUCCCUAUCCCCAUCACCCUGCAUGUCCCUUGCGGACCAGAUGGCUCUGUCAGGAUUGUGGACCAGGCUUCAGGUACAGAGAUUGCCUCCUUCCCCAUUUACAAGGUGUUGUUCUGUGCGCGUGGACGGGAGGGCUCAGUGGAAAGCGACUGUUUCUCCUUCACCGAGAGUUACAGAAGUUCUGAGGACUUCCAGAUCCACGUCUUCUCCUGCCACAUUAAAGAAGCUGUCAGUCGAAUCCUCUACAGCUUCUCCACAGCCUUUCGUCGUUCUUCCCGUCCGGCAGACAUCAGGGACACGGCGCUGUCCAGUCCGCCUGACAGCGACCUCUACACCUUCACUGUCUUGCUGGAGAUCAAAGAGGACGAUGGCAAGGGCAACUACAGUCCAGUGCCUAAGGACAGAGAUAAGUUCUACUUCAAGCUGCGACAAGGCGUACAGAAGAAGGUCGUGGUUUCAGUUCAGCAAAUGUGCAACAAGGAGCUGGGCAUCGAAAGGUGUUUUGGGAUGCUGCUGAGUCCAGGACAGAAAGUCUGCAACAGUGACAUGCAUCUAUUAGACAUGGAGUCGAUGGGGAAGAGCUCUGAUGGGAAGGCCUACGUUAUCACAGGAACAUGGAACCCCAAUAUGGCAGCCUUCCAGCCCCUGAAUGAAGACACACCUAAAGAUAAGCAAGUCUACAUAACAGUGGCAGUAGACCUGGUAGUGACCGAAGUGGUGGAGCCAGUUCGCUUCUUGCUGGAAACUCUGGUCAGGGUCUAUCCAUCAAAUGAACGCUUCUGGUACUUCAGCCGUAAGACCUUCAGCGAGACCUUCUACCUCAAACUUAGACAGCAGGCACCAGAGAGGGUGGGUCAGAGUGAUGCUGUGUAUGAGGUAGUGAGUCUUCAGAGGGGGGCAGAGAGAAGCAAUGAAGGAAAAGGACGACUGGCCUCGCCCACUGAGGAAGAGGAGGCUGAUGAAGAUAGCGACAGUGAAAUCUCUAGUGGGACAGGAGAUGUUUCCAAAGACUGUCCUGAGAAAAUCCUGGAGUCCUGGGGAGGAAUCCUCAGCAGAUGGCAUGGAAACCUGUCCACUCGUCCUAAGGGUUUGCCCUCAUUGGUUCGCAGUGGCAUUCCUGAGCCACUAAGAGCUGAAGUCUGGCAGCUGCUGGCCGGUUGCCACGACAACCAUGACCUGCUUGAGCAUUACCGCAUCCUCAUCACCAAGGAUUCAGUCCAGGAGGGUGUGAUCACCCGGGACAUCCACCGCACCUUCCCUGCACACGACUACUUCAAGGACUCUGACGGAGAUGGACAGGAUUCACUGUACAAGAUCUGCAAGGCCUACUCUGUCUAUGACGAGGAAAUUGGUUAUUGCCAGGGUCAGUCGUUCCUUGCUGCUGUUCUCCUGCUGCAUAUGCCUGAGGAACAGGCCUUCUGUGUGUUGGUGAAAAUCAUGUAUGAAUACGGCCUCAGAGCUCUCUACAAGAACAACUUUGAGGAUCUCCACUGCAAGUUCUACCAGCUGGAGAGGCUGAUGCAGGAACAGCUUCCAGACCUGUGGUCCCACUUCCAGGAGCUGAACCUGGAGGCACACAUGUAUGCUUCCCAAUGGUUUCUUACCCUCUUCACUGCCAAGUUCCCUCUGUGCAUGGUGUUCCACAUCACUGACCUGCUGCUCUGUGAGGGUCUGAACAUCAUCUUUAACGUAGCCCUGGCCUUGCUCAAGACAUCUAAAGAGGACCUCUUACAAGCCGAUUUUGAAGGAGCUCUCAAGUUCUUUAGAGUCCAGCUUCCUAAACGCUACAGAGCUGCAGAGAAUGCCCGAAGGCUUAUGGAACAGGCCUGUAACAUCAAGGUUCCAACCAAAAAGCUUAAGAAGUUUGAAAAAGAAUAUCAGACACUGAGAGAGAGCCAGCUGCAACAAGAAGACCCCAUCGACCGAUAUCAGAGGGAGAACCGUCGUCUUCAAGAGGCCAGUAUGCGACUAGAACAGGAGAAUGAUGACUUGGCCCAUGAACUGGUCACCAGUAAGAUCGCCCUUCGGAACGACCUUGACCAGGCAGAAGACAAAGCCGAUGUUUUGAACAAAGAGCUGCUGAGCACUAAGCAACGUUUAGUGGAGACUGAGGAGGAAAAGAGACGACAGGAGGAGGAGACGGCUCAGCUGAAGGAAGUGUUCAGGAGGGAGCUGGAGAAAGCAGAGUUGGAGAUCAAGAAAACCACAGCGAUCAUAGCUGAAUACAAACAGAUCUGCUCCCAGCUGAGCACCAGGCUAGAAAAACAACAGGCAGCAACAAAAGAAGAGCUGGACAUCGUCAGGAGUAAAGUAAUGGGCUGUGAGCACUGUAGGGACCUGUUCAGCACCCUGGGUACCCUUCAGGCAUCGCCCCCCGGCAGGGACAAGGCAUCCACCGAGCCCCUGGACGAGGAGAAGGACGGGCUGAAGGAGCAGCUGAGGCAGCUGGAGCUGGAGCUGGCCCAGACUAAACUGCAACUGGUGGAGGCCAAAUGCCGCAUCCAGGAGCUCGAGCACCAGCGGGGAGUCCUGAUGAACGAGAUCCAGGCGGCCAAGAACUCUUGGUUCAGCAAGACUCUGGGCUCCCUGAAGAGUUCUGCUUCCUCGUCCUCCAGCUCCACAUCCCAUACUCCGUCCUCUCCAAAGGAAGGCCCUGCCUAGAUGACCCCCCCAUCUCCAGCCCCCCUGUCCCCUUCAGGAUGCACACUAGAGCUGAGAAACAAAAGUUGAAGAAACGAGCAACAGAGAAAUGCAGUAUUCCUUUUACAACUGGUGGCAAAGUGGAGCUCACCAGCUUCUUUGACUGCAAAUAGCUGAAAAGAUGAAAAAGAGACAGGCAGGGGACGGGACUAGCCGCCUGUCUUUCUCUCAGCGUUUAUGUUUGAGUGAACUAAAACGUGUCUGUUGACCUUCUCUGCUUCACAGGUGAUGAUACAGGUGAGCAUCAGUGAGGCUUGAAGUUGAUUUAAAGGGUCAGGGGUCAUUGCUGGCACUGUUUUGUUGAGGUGGAUUUCCAGACUCACUGUAAGAAAGCUGAAUUAAUCUAAACAGUGGCAUCCCUCAUGUAGGUCAAUAAUUUAGCUCCACCUUGUGGACAGCCAUUGCUACUGCACAUUUAUUGUCAUUUUAUCUGAGUGAAAUGAUGUUUUUAGGUAGCUGAAAAUUAAACCCUCAUUUAGUCUUGUAAUUUGCACAAUAUUUUCAAUGACAGUGAUACAGCUACAUUACAUAGAUAUAAAAAAAUUUACUGCUUAAACAAAGAAAAAUCUACAUGAACCAUCUUCAGCGCAGCAAAGCCACAGCACUCUGAAAAAGGAAUACUGCAUCCAGUCUUAAACAACACAAAAGUUGUAUUUCUUUAUAGUAAUAUAACGUAAACAAUGUUGUCAUAUAAAUAUGUAUAACUAAUUAUUGUUUUUUUUAAUAAUCUUGUACAGUUCUUUAAGAGAAGAAAAAGAAAAACGUAAAGAAAAGUUCUUUGUUAAUUUUUUUUUCUACUGUUUGGAAUUUGAAUGUCAUCUCACUAGAUGUCACCAUGUGUGAUCGAUGUGGUCGAGUCCAAAUACUGAAAAGCCCAAGUGACAACGUCCAGCAAUUUUAUUGCUCCCUGCUUUUUUUCUAGUCAUGGUUGUAAUUUCAAUCAAAAUUUAACUGAUUUCAAUUUUUUUUUAAAUUUAUAAAUUUUAUCCAGCUCCUGCCUGUAAUUUGCAUUUUUAUUAUUGCUUUUUUUAUGUGUGUCACCAUCUGCAGAUGUCUAACUCGCAGCCAUCAUUUUUUUUUGGCUGGCUGAAAUGACAGCAGAGAUGAGCACUCUUCAUUUUCUGAGUAUGUUUUGACCUUUAUAUACUUUUGCUGAUGGAGUUGGAGUUCGUAUAACAGAAUUCCACACAUUUUCAGUGAGGUAGUGGUGAUAAUAUGAAGUCUCCAAAAUAGCUUGAAAACAUAUUGAAGAUGCGGAUUGACCUUGGUUGUAUAUUUUCAGGUUUCAAUUGUUUCAUUUCAUUCAUUUUAUGUUGCACCAACAGCCAUUACAGUGGGAUUUAUGUUCCAUUUCACCAGAAGCCAUUUUCUUCCGUUCAUUCUUAACUGAGUGACACGUGGCUUCCACAAAACCAGAUAACAGUCACAGAAAACAGGGAAAUACUGAUUCUGUUUGUGUUAUAUAACACUUUGCACAGAAAGUAUUGGAAGUCUUAACCACUUCUCACCUGUCAUCAGAAUUAACUGUAGAUAACGGAGUCAGCACACUGAAUUAGGUAAUUCUACCUUUGUGAUACAGUGUAGGCUCUGAAGUAUCUGUUACAUAGCACAACUCAUCCCUAGAAAUGUUCCUCCACCAUUGACAAGCAGUUCUAAGGCCAUUUGCACAGCUGUGCCAACAUGUUCUUUUUCCUUUGUCAUGUUAAAAAGAAUAUUUUUUACAACAAAAACAAAAUUCUGUAACAAGAAUGCUUGUUAUUGCUGUUUUUUCAGGCACAAAACUGCAGUGUCGGUACCAACAGUCCUCCUUUAUUCCCUACUCCUCUUGUCACUGAAAUCAGCCUUUGGACUCUGACCAAGCCCAUGUGUAUUUUUUUGUGUGGGAGAGUCUGUGUCUGUGAGUGUGUUUUUGGAUGUGUGUAUGUACAUGUGCAUUCUCCACUGUAACUCAAGUGGUUGAAGUUGAAAUGGUUUGUUCUUCACGUGGCUGCCUUUUCUGUUAAUGACUGAAGCCGUCGGCUGAUGAGAGGAAAGCCGUCUGACUGAAAUGUCGGAGAGCAUCGGCUGUGCCAUAAGAUUCUCCCUAGGGCUCCAUCCCCAGCAGUCUUCCUCUGUGCUCGCAAUUACCUGAAUCAGCUUCACACAGAAAAAUCUGCUGAUUAUCAUUUUCAGUAAUGUCCUGUCACGCACAUUUCCACCAGGAGCUUUCCCAGUACAACUGCCAUCCUCUUGCUGGUGGUCACUGAGCAGCUCUGCUGGAGGAAAUGCACCAGUAUCAUGAAAAGGGAGAAAAAGGAAGCUGACUGGCUUAAUAUCAUUGAAUUCCAGGUGUGUUUUGUAUUUCCAGGACAUUCCCCCCUCCUUGUGGCCGUUACAAUGUCGUACAACCAGUGUCAUGUAAACUGUGGCCAAGUUGGAAGGAGCUCCCCGUCUUUUAUGUGCACUAACACAGCAUCGAUAUUUUAAACACUAUUUCAAGAUGUGUGGUUGUUUGUUUUAAAGUUAUGCACAGAGCAUAAUUAUUUUUUAACUGAUGAUUUUUGUUGCUGAGAGGACAGCUGCCAAUUUAUAUAAUUCAGUCACAUUCACAGUUAAUUUCAAUGAUCAGCAGGCGGCGAGUCGGGUUAGAGAUGUGAUGUGUGUGUAGUUUACAGUUUACUGUAAUACCACGGUCCUGUUACAUAGGGAGGCACAUCUCCUCAGCUGGCGUGACUCCAACACUGUUUGCUGUACAGUAACUGUCUGACCUGCAUUAAUAAAUUUCAGUUCUUCUGUUCAUUCA
Messenger RNA from Toxotes jaculatrix (banded archerfish), 6114 nucleotides. It is a transcript of the gene rabgap1l, whose product is annotated as RAB GTPase activating protein 1-like. The transcript has 26 exons. The coding region runs from base 195 to 3293 and encodes 1032 amino acids. Lineage: Eukaryota; Metazoa; Chordata; Actinopteri; Toxotidae. The record is from RefSeq and is a predicted model, not a curated record.